Messenger RNA from Penicillium brevicompactum, 1698 nucleotides. Its product is annotated as ferric reductase family protein. Gene Ontology annotation, molecular function: ferric-chelate reductase activity. Gene Ontology annotation, biological process: iron ion transport; copper ion import; intracellular iron ion homeostasis. Lineage: Eukaryota; Fungi; Ascomycota; Eurotiomycetes; Eurotiales; Aspergillaceae. The record is from RefSeq and is a predicted model, not a curated record. The transcript is spliced from 6 exons. The coding region runs from base 1 to 1698 and encodes 565 amino acids. Gene Ontology annotation, cellular component: plasma membrane.
AUGAUGAUUGAAAUCAGAAGCUCAAGCGCAAUUGAAAAAGCACUACGCCAGUCAAAUAAUGAGUGGACCAACAAGUGGUUUGCCAUUGGCAUGGGCUCAAUAAUGGCUCUUUUUGCAAUAUAUCACUGGUCAAGUCUUGCUUGGUUCUACUAUGGUCCAAGAGGAACUUCCACCUCUGUCCGAGCGUAUCGCAAAGCUCGUGUCCUCCUCGCUAGCUCAGUCAUGGGAGUGACAACCGGGCGAUUCAUCAUAUAUAUUACCUACUGGGCCGUGAAUCUGGUGAUCUUGUUGACUGACGUCGACCUCACCAGUAUUACAUAUGUGAGUGGGUUCAUUAAAAAGGCUUAUUUAGCUACCCCGGUUGCCAAACGACUCGGUUGGGUUGCACUCGCAAACUUGGCUCUUUUGGUCUUCUUGGCUUUAAAAAACACACCUCUUGCGCCCUUAACAGCCAACUCCUACGAGAAGCUUCGUCCCCUCCACAAGGUUUCUGGCUAUACUUGUAUCUUCGUGUCCAUGAUACAUGCCAUAGUGUACUUGUCUGCCUGGCAUCAAUCUGGCAGCUUGCACAAGAUGGAGGAGAGAGAUAAUUUUGCAGGUGCGAUCGCAGGCAUGGCCAUGCUGAUCAUAGCAAUCUCAACUAUCACUUAUUUCAUGCGAGGAUUUUAUGAAUUAUUCUACAUGCUUCAUAUUCUCAUGUUCAUUUUGAUUAUGAUAACAGUUGGAAUGCAUCGUCCCAAGUUCUCAAAAUCCGCUGUGGUUAUUGUGAUCGUGAUUGCUUGUUUUUGGGCUUUCGAUCGUCUACUUCGUGGAGCAAAGAUUAUUUGGAACUUCUAUGGAAAUUAUGCCACCUUGACAGCCUUGCCAAAUGGGGUCCUUCGGGUGAGGCUCAGCCGUGGCAUCAAGUCCAGCCCAGGAUCCCACGCUUUCCUGUGGAUUCCAGCUAUCCGCUUCUUCGAAAGACAUCCAUUCACUCUUCUGUCGUCGGAACCGUCGGAACUCGUGAUCAGGGUGUAUGACGGGUUUACGCGCGAUCUUUACCAAGCUGCGCAGCUAAAGCCUGGGAGGUUGUUGCGUUGUUCAGUCGACGGUGCUUACGGUCAGGUUCCUAACUUCAAAGUUUUUGAGAAAGUCAUUCUUGUCGCUGGAGGUAGUGGCGCCAGCUUCACAUUUGCCAUUGCGUUGGACUUGCUCCAGUCCUCCGCGACCACAUUCAAAUCACUUGACUUUGUAUGGAUUGUGACAGACCAAGAAUGCCUAUCUUGGUUUUCCGGGGAGCUUCAGAAGCUUCAGUCCCACCCAAACGUGAACCUCCUCAUUUAUAUCACUCGACAGAGUGACUUGUCCAGUCUCACGUUGCCUGAUUCCUCAGAUUUCUUGUCUGAGAAGAACUCUGCCUCUGACGAGGCAGAUGCCAGAGACUCGUCUCCUCAUCUCUCACCAGGUGAUAUAGAGAAGGGUGCUUUGCAACAGCCUGUUGCAACAAUGACUUCCUCCGGUAAUGAAAUCCGGCCGGGCCGUCCCGAUAUCAAAAGUCUCAUUGAGCACAUUGUUACUUCAAGCUGCAGCCGGGAGGACCGCAUUAUUAUUGGGGCCUGUGGACCUUAUAGCCUGAUGCACACAACGCGUCAAGCUGUUAAUAACCGGGCACUCACCAACGAGUGGUCUAUCACGCUCUAUACUGAGGUAAGUGAAUAG